UCUGGAGGAGUUGAGGGCUCUCCUUCUCCUUCUUCUCCUCCUUGUUUGCCUCUCCCUCCUCCUUCCUUGGCUCCCAGAGGGCCCUCAAAGGCUCCCAGACUGUAAUUAGAGGGUGGAUCCUGCAAGGCAGAGGAGCUCUCCUUCCCCUCACAAAUCCCGUCCCUUCUCAACUCCACAGACCAACUCCUUUUCUUUCUCUUUCCCCCUCCUCCCUUUUUCUUUCUUUCUUUCUUUCUCUCUCUUUCUCCCCCCCCCCUUUUUUUUUUUUUGGCUUGCCUCUUUCCUUUCCCCCUCAGAAAUCUGCUGCAAAGCCCUGAGGCUGGGACAGGGAUGGCAUCCCCAUGGCCCCUGCUGCUGCUUGAGGUAAUCUCUCUGCUUGAGAGACAGACAGACUGCGGUGGAGGACCUGGGCUUUGAGAUAUCUAGCCAUAUCUAGAGAUAGACAACUAGAUAUAUAUGCAUAUAUAUAUAUAUAUAUCUCCCACCAAGUGGAAGAAAGGAAAGCCCAAACGGCCGGCCAAGGUGGGGGGGAAGGAAGAGAAAGAGUGAGAGAGGAACAGAAAAAGAAAGACAAGAAGAAGUUCACAAUGGCACCAGCCCCCUAUCUAUGUUGAUGGACGCUUGCAGUAAAUUUGGAAGUUCUAGUGUGGUUCAGGAUUCAUCUUCUUCUGUAAAAGUUGAGGACAAUUUGGGGAAGAAGCCUUACCUUCUGGGAGUGGAGCAGCCCUUUGCUGCAAAAGUCUGGAGUACCGACGGCAUGGGAGAUUCCUAUACAGCCACUUUCCCCAACGGGAACGGACUGAUGUCUCCUUCGGCAAGCCCACAGGCUUCCACCACUUACAGCAAUGAUUAUAGCCCUUUCUCCCAUUCCUUCCCAGCAUCACCCUCAUCUCAAGACACAUCAUCCCUGCUGGUGUCCAAGGGGCACCCCUCCUCUGACUGCCUGCCUAGUGUCUACACUUCUUUAGACAUGGCACACCCAUAUGGCUCCUGGUACAAGGCUGGCAUCCACCCAGGCAUCUCUAGCAGCUCCAGCAGCCCCACGGCUUCCUGGUGGGACAUGCACUCCAACAGCAAUUGGCUGAGCUCUCAGCCCCAGUCAGACGGACUCCAGAGUUCAUUGCAGUCCAUGCCCAGCCAGACCCCCAUCAGCCCUCAGCUGUCCAGUUAUACUUCUGAAUUCACCACUUUGAACCCUGCUCCAUACCCAGCAGUGGGCAUUACAUCCUCAUCUCACCUCAUCCCCUCCAGCCAACAUGUGCUGCCCCAAGAGAUGUACAAGCCCAAGCCGGUGGCCAACAAUUCCCUGAUGGAAGGUGGGAUUGGACUGAAGUCUGGGAGAGGUGGUUCCUUUGGGAGCACGGCAGGGAGGUCGACCUGUGACUGCCCCAACUGCCAAGAGCUGGAACGUCUUGGGGCCUCUGCAGCCAGCUUGCGAAAGAAGCCCAUCCAUAGCUGCCACAUCCCAGGCUGCGGUAAGGUCUAUGGGAAGGCCUCGCACCUCAAGGCCCACCUGCGAUGGCACACUGGGGAACGCCCCUUUGUCUGCAACUGGCUGUUCUGUGGCAAGCGCUUCACCCGCUCGGACGAGCUGGAGCGUCAUGUCCGUACACACACCCGGGAGAAGAAGUUCACCUGCCUGCUCUGCAACAAGCGCUUCACGCGCAGCGACCACCUCAGCAAGCACCAGAAGACCCACAAUGAGCUGGGGGUCAGCAAGCCCCCUGAAGGGGACACCGAACGGGAAGAGGCUGCUGUCACAGUGGCUAAUUCUCCCAGCACUGGCCUGCAAGAUGGCCUACCUGGAGACGAGAAAGAUGCCACCAGCCCAGAGCAGAGCAGUCUGCUGGAAAUCUAGGCUGGGUGAUAUCAACCACAUCACUGUCAUUAUCUUGGCAGCCAUUGUUGUCAUCACCCUUUCUUAUUGCCUCUCAGCUAAAUAAUUUAUUUCCUGGAGAAAGCAGAGUCACGUGGCUUUUGGCCUUCCGGAUGAGAUAUUACCAUCAUGUCCAAUUCCUAUCACCUUCUCCAAUCUCUGAAGGAAAAUUAGCUGGAAUCCUUGGUGGCCCUUGACUUUGUUGACCAAACAUAUCAGAGGCAAAUUUAAAACUGCAUCUUCCACCAUUCCACCAUUCUCUAUGUUUUGUAUGUUAUUAUAUAUCCAAAGGCUUUCCCUGCCUUGGUUCUUUGUAUAAUCUAUCAAGAGAAUGCACAAUAAAUAUCCAUGAACAUGAAGGGCUAGCUAGUUAACAAGCUAAGCAAGACUGAAGUGGGUUUUUCUCAGGGCAUGUAUAGGACUCAUUCUCCAUCUAGCAUAACUCACUGAGCAUUUGAUUUUGAAUGCCUCUCCUGACUUCUUGUAGUGAUCAGACGAAAGAAAAAGGUGAGAGUCUUGGACCUGUUUUGAGACUAUGGUAGAGUAAAAACGUGUCUCUAUGGAACAUGCCACACUGUUCCAGAAGUCAUAAAGGAACAAAUGCUAUCUCUACUUUAAGAUAUAGAAAAUAGAUCCAGAUUCUGAAAGGGUUCCUGUAUCUUCAAGGACUGCAAGGAAGAGAAAAUGUCAACUAGGUGUGGCUUUCCAGGUACACUUCGGCACUGGUGCAAAAAGCCUACCUACUGCCUACUCUUAAUAGUAUAGAAGCCCUCUCAGAAUAUGGAUGUGAAAUUCCAUGAGUGAGCCUCCUUUUUAAGUUUAGGAGCCCUUAGUUUGGAAAAGAGGCAUCUAUGCAGAAAAAUGCAAAGCUUUGCAGUUAAAAUCGCGUUCCAUUUAAAGUUAAUUACAUUAGCAGGUCUAGAAAGUAGUUAGAGGACAGUUUUAAAAGGGGACAGGAGGGCACCCCAUUGUAUAGCCUUCAUCCCACUGGUCCCACAUAGCUGGGGGUCCAUCCUGCCAACAGUACCUCUCCUGGCCCUGCCUAUCAGUGAAAUGCCAUUCAUCUCAUCUGGGUGGCUAAGCAGCGAUACAAUGAUACAUUGAAGAUGAUAUCUGUGUUUUAUUGGUGCCAGCUAUAUCUGCUCUUGGACUUUGGUGCACAUGCCACAAACCAAACUAAGAACACAGAAUCAGACAUUGCCGGGAUAGAUACUGCCAUUUUUGGACAUGGUACCCUGUAUAGGAUUGUUAUGCCAGUGAUAUCCAGAAAAUACACAUGUUCUUCCAAUGUUCUUUGCUACACAGAGGUAAAGAGGGCUGAGGGAAAGAACUAAGGGCAACCGCUCUGUAGGAGUCAAAAAGGGGGCACAUGCUGUCCCAUAAAGGUGCUAUAAGACCCUUGGGUCCUCCUCUCCCUAUGUAUUUAAUCUAGAAGUAUAUUUAUGUCUUAAAUUAUGAUGACAAAUAAAUAGAGGGAAGGAGGCAACUGAGUUCUCCUAGAGGCCUCUUUAAGUGCAGCAUCUAUUAUCUAUACAGGGUUGUUUCCCUGUUAACUGGGGAACCCUCUCUGUGCAAAACAACAUGAUCUAAUUUUUUGCUGUUUUCCUUCCUUCCUUUGCUUCAUAUGGUGAAACAAAAUGAAAUAUUUAUAAUCUUGUAAUGCUUUUUUAUUCUUGGGAUUUUAAAAAUAUAAAAAGGAUCUAUCAUCAGGAUUUGAAAAACUGUGUUAAUAUUAGACUAAAUGGAGGCAGGUAGUCAACUGCCGUGCGCUCAGAUUUUUUGGAAAAGAUAAACUUUGGUUUGCUUUGGGAAGCUGACCACUGGCAUAGGGCUGCCUCAUCAGUGAUGGAGACCCCUUGACAAAGGUCCCUAUUAUUUGGGGGCAUUAUUUUGCUUCCUAGAAGACUAUGCUCUAUAGACAUAUAUGGCUAAUUUCUUUGUCCUUUUUUUUUAUCCACUUGCUGCUUCUGUAUCCCUCUGAAGGCUGCUGGAUGUGGGAAAGAUCUACAUGUUACACUUGACAAGAGGCUGCCACUUCAAGGUUUCCAAACUGAAAAUGAGAGGGCUCCUGUACUCUAAUGGUUGUGUAGAAAAGGGAAUUUCAGCAGACAGUGCUUUUUAUGCAACUGGGUAACAAGCAACACCUACUAAAAUUCCCUCUUUCACACAACCAUUUAAUGUACAGGAGCCAUCUCCAGUUUUCAGUAUGACAAACCUAAUUGGACCCUUGUGUUUCAUUCUCCUCUUCUCUUCUGCAAGAUGUGGUCACAGUUAUUCAUAUUGUGACAUGAUGUUGCAUAUUUCCCUGUUCUGCCCAACUGCAAUCUCAAAUCAUUUAUUGGCUGCCAUAAGAAGCACAUAACAUGGAGAUGUCCUAACCUGGAGAAGUGUUUGAGUUGGGGCACUAUUGUUAAGCAGUAACAAUAGGUAUAGUUCAGUAUUUGUCUAAAAACUUAUCUCCAGAAGGGCAAACCAAUACCCUAAAGGUUGCCUGCUCAGUGGAACAAAUGACUUGGAAAUUAUAUUGUUUUUAAUAGUUUGAAUUUUGCUUGUUUUUAAUUUAAUUAAGAAUAAAAUAUAAGCUAUGUUUGUGAAAAAAAA
Molecule: messenger RNA, 4477 nt
Organism: Sceloporus undulatus (fence lizard)
Lineage: Eukaryota; Metazoa; Chordata; Lepidosauria; Squamata; Phrynosomatidae
Gene: SP7
Product: Sp7 transcription factor
Exons: 2
Coding region: 608-1858 (416 amino acids)
Biological process (GO): regulation of transcription by RNA polymerase II
Molecular function (GO): DNA-binding transcription factor activity, RNA polymerase II-specific; RNA polymerase II cis-regulatory region sequence-specific DNA binding
Source: RefSeq, a predicted model, not a curated record